Molecule: messenger RNA, 966 nt
Organism: Cladophialophora psammophila CBS 110553
Lineage: Eukaryota; Fungi; Ascomycota; Eurotiomycetes; Chaetothyriales; Herpotrichiellaceae
Exons: 1
Coding region: 1-966 (321 amino acids)
Molecular function (GO): nickel cation binding
Source: RefSeq, a predicted model, not a curated record
AUGAAAGUGGACAAUGCGGACGCUCUCCGCGCCCGAGUCCUCGAGCUCGAGGUCCAACUGCAAACCACCAAAGCACUCCUUCGAGGCACAGAAACACCGGGCUCAACAUCAACCGCAGAUGUUCUUCGUGAGAAUGGAGGAAGGGUACCGUUUUCUCUGCCCGUCACUCUUCCAAUAGGCCACUCGAUGCACAAUCUCAUGCUCCUCUCCGAUUCAGCCCUUCCUCUUGGAUCAUUCGCCUACUCGAGCGGCCUAGAAUCCUUCCUCGCUCAUCAUAAACAUCUCUCCCCAACGCCGGGACAGACAAAUCUCUCCCUUUUCCACAAGUUUCUCAAACUCUCCAUCCAGUCAAUGGCAUAUACCAGCGUCCCUUACGUUCUUGCCGCAUUCCGUGAUCCACUGGCGCUCGUGGAUCUCGAUAAUGACCUCGACGCGAGCACGCCGUGCAACGUUGCGAGGAGAGCAAGCAUCGCUCAAGGUCGUGCACUGCUGAGUGUUUGGGAGAAAGCUUUUGCUCCGGCGGUGAAAGCGCAGCAUGGGGAGGAAGGCGAAGGACUUGAAGCGGCCACCGCGCUUGAAGUCUUUGCUCGAGACUUAAAGCUCUCAGCUCUGUCCCCCGCCGCCCUUUCCGACAACAACAUUCACCAAAUCCCCGCUGUAAAUGGACACCUUGCUCCUCUCUGGGGCGCCAUCUGUCUCUCCCUCGGUCUCAACUCAGAAGAAUCUGGCUACCUCUUCCUCCUCAACCACUCCAAAGCGGUCAUCAGCGCAGGGGUUCGAGCGUCCGUGAUGGGGCCGUAUAUGGCACAGAACGUACUCGCAUCUAAAGAACUGCAAGAGCUGCUGAGUGGUUGUUUGGAGAAAGUUUGGUUGAUGAGACCGGAAGAGGCAGGUCAGGUAGUCCCAAGCAUGGAUCUGUGGAUGGGGAGACAUGAGUUACUUUACAGUAGGAUUUUCAACUCGUGA